Messenger RNA from Myxocyprinus asiaticus (Chinese sucker), 1036 nucleotides. Its product is annotated as protein ripply2-like. NCBI's taxonomy places the organism in Eukaryota, Metazoa, Chordata, Actinopteri, Cypriniformes, Catostomidae. Gene Ontology annotation, biological process: embryonic pattern specification; negative regulation of transcription by RNA polymerase II. The transcript is spliced from 3 exons. The coding region runs from base 473 to 826 and encodes 117 amino acids. The record is from RefSeq and is a predicted model, not a curated record. Gene Ontology annotation, cellular component: nucleus.
UGGCAUGAGGGUGAUGAGAGAACUUUCAUUUUUUGGGUGAACUGUCCCUUUAAGAACUUUUAUAUUUGUCAGUUAACAUGCCAAAAAAUAUAUUUCUUUUUACAUGUAAGAACAGUUAAGGUGUUAUUAAUGACUUACAAUAUGAUUUGAGAUGAAAACCAUCGUGUUAUGAAUUAUUUAUGAGGUUAAAUUCAACAAAUGCAAAAGGUGUUUGUGGAUUCUGAACACAAUAGGAGGGUUAAAGCGAGUUCUUCUUCAUUUGGAGUUUUAGUACAGGUCUCAGCUCGCCAUCUGUCUAUGGGAGUGUGACCUCACACCUCCCAAAUCACACGUGCCAAGUGCAAGGCGUGAACACACCGUUUGGCACGAGUGUGCGCAUGUGAAUUUAAGGCUGCAGACUUCAGUUUGAGCAUCAUUCCGAUCAGAAUCACCAGCACGGACUUACAUCUUCAGCUCUCUGCUUCUGUUUUUCAUGGACACUAUGGAGGGAAUCACUUUCACAAAUGGAUUCAACUCUACAAUGAAUGCAAAGGAUGCAACGCAGCCCUGGAGACCCUGGAUCAGGAAAGAGCAUCAUGCACAGAAUACUGCCACUUAUUCGCCCUGUGAAAAACCAGCUCGAAAUUCAACUGAUGUACAACAGUUUAAACUCCCUGUGAUCACACACCCUGUAAAGUUAUUCUGGCCCAAAUCUCGAUGUUUUGAUUACUUGUACCAGGACGCUGAGAUUCUCUUAAAGAAUUAUCCGGUUCAGGCCACCAUCUGCCUGUAUGAGGAGUCAGACAGUGAUGAAGAUGAGGACGAGGAUGAGAAAGACCUCAACUAAAGGCCUAAAUCACUCGACCUGCCUUUAUUUAUAGACUCCAAAUUCUGAUUUUACUUUAUUUAGUCCAUUUUUGUAAAUCGCUGCUGUAUAUAAGUGUGUACAGAAUAUAGGUUCCUCUGGAAGUUAAAUGUAAAUAUAUUCUAUUUUUAGUAUUUAUGAUAAAUUAUUUUACUCCCAACUGUAACUUAUUUCCUCGAAAUAAAUAUGCGA